Messenger RNA from Humulus lupulus (European hop), 831 nucleotides. RefSeq lists its product as uncharacterized. The record is from RefSeq and is a predicted model, not a curated record. The transcript is spliced from 2 exons. The coding region runs from base 1 to 831 and encodes 276 amino acids. NCBI's taxonomy places the organism in Eukaryota, Viridiplantae, Streptophyta, Magnoliopsida, Rosales, Cannabaceae.
AUGGGUGAUUUUAAUUCCUAUCUUUAUAAUAGUGAUAAAUAUGGUGGUUCUCAACCUAAUUUUGCUGCUAUGAAUAUGCUUGCUGAUUUUUUAGAUAAAUAUAAUAUGUUUCCUCUUCCUUUCAUUGACAAAAAAUUUACAUGGACUAAUAAUAAUGUUUAUGAAAGACUAGAUUGUUGGCUUACUGAAUCUUCUUUCUUUGACACUGUUCAAAAUUCUUGGUUGCCUUCAACCUUUGACCAUGAUGAUCACUCUAACCCUCUUUCUUCUUUUUCUGAAAAGCAAUUUAACUGUACAAAUUCUCUUAAAAGUUGGAAUGAAGAUAACUUUAAAUCUAUCGAGUCUAGGAUUUCUAGUUUACAAGAUAAGAUAUCUAACUUGCAAUCUGUGGUGCCUCCGAAUGUUGAGACUCCAAAUAAGAUUAAAACUCUUCAAUCACAGUUAGAUGUGUUGCUUCUUAAAGAGGAAAUCUACUGGAAACAACGAGCUAGUGUUUUUUGGCUAAAUUUUGGAGAUAAAAAUACUAGAUUUUUUCACAAAUAUGCUACUAAUAGACGUAGGACUAAUCAUAUUAGAUACCUAACUUUAGAUGAUGGUGCUAAAGUUGAUACUUUUAAAGAUAUUAUAAAUAAUAUACUCUCAUACUUCUCUAAUCUCUUCUCUACUCAAGGUGUUGAUCCAGAUGCUUUAAAUGUUAUUCUUUUUGGUCUGAAUCAACACAUUUCUAUUAACCACUAUCAGAUGUUGGAUCAACCUUUUACUCCGGAGGGAGUUAAAACUGCUCUUUUCCAAUUGUCUGGAGACAAAGCCCCUGGCUUUAGACAGUUAUAA